AUGUCCUCCCGCACCGUGCCGACCAUGAAGUCCUUGUCCAGCGCUGAUCGCCGCUCUGUCAAUGCCAAUUACACGUCGAGUGCGCGACCCCGCGUCGCUUCUGGAGAGGACCUCGACCGACGCAGCUCUACCACAGCGUCACAUGCCAGGAAACAGUCGGCUCCCAUGCGCCCCGCAGGCGCAACCUCAGGCGAGCGUCGCGUCGAGAAGAAGGAGGUGCGCGAGCGGGAGACGGAGGUCAGGCGGACCAAGAGCCCGCUGAAGCAUGCCAGCGAGAGUCGAGUCCAUGCUCGAAGCCGCUCGGAGAAACAAGCGCGAGAUGUCGAGAGGCCGUCACGCAGCGCGGCCUCGCAAAAGUCGAUACCAGAAGAGCCCCAGCCGCCAUGGGAGCCCCAGGCUUCCUUGAUACCACACACGACCGCCCCGCUGGCCACGCGCAUCUCGAUACCGCCGCUCGCAUCCACCGCUCCUGUAUCGCUGCAACCCACGCCGCUCGCAAAACUGUCGCUCGAGGCACAAGAGAAGGCUAUAUUGGAAGACUUGCUGUUUGUUUUCAUGGGCUUCGAAGGGCAGUACAUUCGCUUCGGCGAUGGCUACAACCCCCAUGAAGAGAAGGAGCGUUUGGUUGGGCCACAGUUUCGCCUGAUGCCUGGCUUGGAUCCUAGCCUGAGGGACCUGACCAAGUCGAUGCUGAAGACGGCCACACACUACAUCGCUGUCGAGACUUGUGUGGAGGUGUUGAGCCGGGAAGAGUACGGUGCAGUCAACCACGCCCUGUGCGCUGCCGUGCGGCGCUUGCUCAAGGACUACCUCACACUCAUCGCCCAGCUUGAGAACCAGCUACUGACCAACGACUCUUUCACACUCCAUGUCUUGAGCUUGCAUACCAAACAGACGAGCCACAUGCUCUUCCAGCUCUACACCACCGGAAUCGAACUGCUCAAAGCAAACGGCAUUCUCGAAGACGAAAAGGACGAGGACUCAGCGGAUGAUGACAGCAAUGACUUUGAAAACAUCCUCGAGUCGUUGCGCGAGGGAGGCAACGCAACCAAGAAGCUUUGCAAAGGCGGGAGCGUCCUGGGCCUCAUCACUAAGCGACUAUCUUCAAUGUCAGGAGAUCCUGCAGCUCGGGCACUGUUGACCACGCUGUUGCGAGAAGCCAGUAGACCGUACAUGGCUAUGCUGAACGAAUGGCUGCACCAUGGUGGCAUCAAAGACCCUCAUUCUGAGUUUUUGAUCAAAGAACAGAGAAGCAUCAAGCGAGAAAGGCUGGAUCAGGAUUACACGGACGAAUAUUGGGAGAAGAGAUACACAAUACGCGAUGCCCUAGUGCCUCCCCAGCUUGAAGCCGUCAAAGACAAGGUGCUCCUAGCAGGAAAGUACCUCAACGUGGUUCGAGAGUGUGGAGGCGUCGACGUUAGUAAAGUCGUGCAGGACGCGCCAACUAGCUUCGACGAUCCACGCUUUCUAGACAACGUCAACUCCUCCUAUGCCUACGCAAACUCCUCGCUCCUCAAUUUGCUUCUCACUACACACCAACUGCCGGCACGAUUACGUUCACUUAAGCACUACUUCUUCCUCGACCGCUCCGACUUCUUUACUUACUUCCUCGAAAUGAGCGAGCUUGAGCUCAAGAAACCAGCAAAACAUGUCAACGUUGGAAAGCUGCAGUCACUGCUUGAUCUCGCAACUCGACAUGCUGGAUCAGUUGCUGUGGAGGACCCGUACAAGGAGGACAUCAAAGUUCAGAUUAACGAUACUGGCCUUACAAAUUGGCUAAUGAAGAUUGUCAAUGUCCAAGGUCUCGACCAGGAUGCUGCUACCGCUACCCUGUCCAACUACACACCUGCAAACUCGGCGCCCAUCACCGACGACUCCAACAUUACCGGUUAUCAAGCACUGGUAUUUGACUACGCUAUGCCAUUCCCUCUAUCACUCGUCGUUAGCCGGGUCACCCUCACUCGUUACCAACUACUCUUCCGAUAUCUACUCAGCUUGAAGCACCUCGAGACUGAUCUCGCCAAGUGCUGGGGUGAACAAGGCAAGAACGCAGCCUGGAAACAUCGAUCAAAGAACCCACGGAUAGAACAGUGGAAACGCCGAGCUUGGACACUGCGUGCGCGCAUGUUAGUCUUUGUCCAACAGCUUACCUACUACUGCACGUCAGAAGUUAUUGAACCAAAUUGGGCAUCAUUAAUGUCGCGGAUAAGUGAGGAGAAGAAACAGGAUGCGCGUGGUAAGGGGAAGACAACAGAGGAUGAGAGCGGUGGUCCGCAAGUCAAGCGAACUGUAGAUGAGCUGAUGCAGGACCAUGUGGAUUUCCUUGCGACUUGCUUAAAGGAAUGCAUGCUUACUAACAGUAAACUGCUUCGGAUCAACAACAAGAUCAUGUCAACAUGCAGCAUGUUCGCAUCCUUCACCUACUCCCUCUCUCGCUACCUCGUCACCGGCGACCCCGACCUUGUCGCUCAAGUAAAUGCGUCCUUCGCUCCUCCCCCUUCCAAGAACUCCAAGCUGCCUGCCGCUGCACUAGUCGCUUCAACACAUCGGCCUUCGACUCAAUUUGUGUACGACCCUCAGCGCGUCGACAAGAUGUUCGACAUGCUUGCUAAAUACGAGGAGAACUUUACCCGGCAUCUUAAGAUUUUGCUGGAUACGCUGAACUACCUCGCUGCCACUGAGACAGUAGUUUUCUUGAGCCUUUGCGCUAGGUUGACGAGUGCUGGAGAGGGUCUUAGUGGAUUCCAAGUGCCAAUGGGUAUGGAGGGGAUUGCUUAA
This is a messenger RNA of Alternaria burnsii, 2778 nucleotides long. RefSeq lists its product as uncharacterized. Gene Ontology annotation, cellular component: mitotic spindle pole body; gamma-tubulin small complex; equatorial microtubule organizing center. The record is from RefSeq and is a predicted model, not a curated record. Gene Ontology annotation, biological process: microtubule nucleation; meiotic cell cycle; mitotic cell cycle. Gene Ontology annotation, molecular function: microtubule minus-end binding; gamma-tubulin binding. The transcript has 2 exons. NCBI's taxonomy places the organism in Eukaryota, Fungi, Ascomycota, Dothideomycetes, Pleosporales, Pleosporaceae. The coding region runs from base 1 to 2778 and encodes 925 amino acids.